This is a messenger RNA of Sphaeroforma arctica JP610, 5524 nucleotides long. RefSeq lists its product as hypothetical. Gene Ontology annotation, molecular function: DNA helicase activity. Bases 1 to 3342 code for a protein of 1113 amino acids. Gene Ontology annotation, biological process: telomere maintenance; chemical synaptic transmission; DNA repair. The record is from RefSeq and is a predicted model, not a curated record. Lineage: Eukaryota; Ichthyosporea; Ichthyophonida. Gene Ontology annotation, cellular component: cytoplasm; plasma membrane; dendritic spine. The transcript has 17 exons.
AUGAACGGCAACGAUGGUCAUAGUAACGAGCAACCACGGCAAGAACGGGCACACAAUGGGCAACCUGCACAGCCACCUGACAUGCUUCCACCAUCACUUCCAAUGCAACCGCAACCACAGCAGCAGCAUAUCGAUAAUAAUGCAGAAAGUAUAGAUAACAAUAGACAGACACAGUCACAUGAAUACCAGCAGCAACAAGGAGGGCAGCAGCAACCACAUGUGAUACAGCAAAAUGCACAUCAACAGCAGCAGCAUGACUUACAGCAAAAUGUCCCACAGCAGCCAGGCCAGGUUGUACACCCACAACCACAACCGGAUGUACCUCAAGUGCAAAUCGCACAGACACAGCAUGCCAAAACGCACACCCAAUCACACUCUCACACUCACGCACAGCAGCAUGUGACGGAGGGUCUCUCGGACGUGGAGUCCAAUACAGACGAGGAGCGAGGUGUUGAAGAUAGCUCAGUAGAUCCUGCGAUGGAAGGCGUUGAUGUAGGAAUGCGUACGGACAUGAUGCAGUAUCCGAUGGACCUCUCUGGCGGGACCGGUGCGAUGGUGCCCAUGGACACAGACAACGACGUGGUGAAAGUGAGCCAGUCAGCGCUACACAUCUUCUGCAACUUAGAACGCGAUGUAAGUACUUUAGAGGCACAGGUAGCGUGGGGUGCAGAACAUUCGAAAGCCACGUGGAACCUGCAGCAGGGUGCCUUCCAGUUCAAACGGCACAACAGUCUGUUUGGGGCGGAGAACUUGGCCAAGAUUGCCAAGAUAGUCGGCAGUAAAUCGGACGGUGGUACCAACACACGCACACUCCUACUCGAACCGUAUCCGCUUAGUGACGGGGUCAACUACGGCUUCACUAUCAGUCUCAUCAACCGUGGCAGGCAGAAGCGCGGCAAUGCCGGCAGCGUACAAACGGAUUCGCAGUUGCAACGUCUCAUGGUUGAGUUGCUGGUGGAGGUCAAAAUGACACAGAAAAGCAAAAGCCUCACGCCGGGGAUAGCGAAGUGCUAUGAGACCAUCCUGACCUGUUGCAAGACCAAGGAAGAGAUGGGUAUGCUGGGCCGUAUACUGCGCAACCACUCACGCGCCACCAAGUCGUCUCUGUCGUACUCCCGCCCCACGGGCAAGUACAGCGGAUACUCUGAGCUCAUGAGACGCGUUGCUCGAGCCCUGAAUGCCGAAAGUCGAACCCUAGACCCUGCGCUUAUCGACUCGCUCAACCUUGACGCGGAACACAAACAAACCUUGAUGGACUUUCUUGAGAAGGACAGUACGUGGAGCGAUAAAUCCCAACAGAUCAACCAGAUCUGCAAAACAGCCUGGGCCAUGUUGUCUGCGGAGACCAAGGAAGAGUUUGUGGAGAUCGGCACGCGGAAACGGAAACGUGAGCCUGAUAGUAUGGAGGACCGCGUGCAGGUCAUCAGCGACUUUGUGAAAACUAUCAACGACGCUGGAGAUAUGCAGCUGCUCGCUGUGGUCGAUCGACCCGGGCAUUGCCCAGAACGCUUCGGCUCGAUACCGCACCAUGUAUGUGGUUACUUCAAUGAACCCUCAAAUUUCCCCCAAUCUCACACCACGGCACUUCUGAUGCCUGCGAGCCAGCAAACGCCGCCCCAACAACAAUUGGGAACUGCGCAACAACCGGGACAUUUCCAAAUGGACCACUCGGCCCUGUCCGACGAUGUGCAGGUGCAGCUACAGGCACAGGCACAGCAACACGCCCAACAGCAGCAACACGCCCAACAGCAGCAACAGCACGCACAAGACGCACAGGUCCAUGCGCAGAUACAAACCCAGCAAUUGCAAUACAUGCAACGACAACAGCAGCAACAACAAGAGGAACAUCAUCAACAGCAAGCACGUAUGCAAUCCCAGGAAGAUGCUGAAGCCCAGGCACAUGAGCAAAACCUGGUCGCUCAAAGACAUAGAGAAGAAACCCAAGCCGAAGGCGUGCGUGUACAUGGACAAAGUACUGGUGAACCGUCGUUGGCUGCGUUAGUGACACCAGAAGAGGAGAUCACUGGCAUCAACAAUACUGAGUUCAAUAUGCCGAGUUCGGAGGCUACCGAAUAUGAAAGUGACACGGCGAUGCCUGAGGUCGUGCACGCUGUUGUCAAAGAGUCGGCGAAGCAAACCAAGGAGCAGCUGCGACAAAUAGUUAUACAACGGCUGAAUAAACUCUACUGUGAUGUGACUGAUUUGAAGGCUGUGCCAUGGGUGGAAUACCGAAAGGGAUGUCCCUUUGCACUAGCCAAUCGAUCAACAGGUCAACACUAUAGCGAAUUCAGCAAUUGGGUAAAAGGAGUGAAGGGGCCCUACAGUGCCAAGGAGUUGAAGAAUCUGCAGACACUCUUAGAUAAUCCAAAUAUUAUUCUGAAAGUCAUGAUCCCACCUGAAUUUGUGUCCCGGUUCCAAAGCUUGGGCAAUGAGCAGCGCAAGUUUGUGGCCAAUUUCAUCGGCCUGAACCGGUACGAGAAACCAGUCCUGGUGUUCAAUGGCGUCAGCGGUGGCGGCAAAACGCAUGGGGCAGUACUGGCGGUAGAGAUAGCGCGAUCAAUAUAUGGACAGGCCUCUGUUCUGGCGACCGGUACGUACCUGAUUAACGCGCAGAGGUACCCAGACGGUAUGACGAUCCAACAGGUGAUGGGCCAGCUAAGCACCGAGCUCGAUUUGAACCAGUUGCAUCUACAUCCCAGGAAGACGGACAGUCACGUGUUAGAGAAGGCUCGAAUACUUUUGAUCGAUGGUGUUGGGGACGAAAGCAGCCAGUUUCUUGAGCACUUAGAUCAGUUCCUACGAGAAAAAUUGGGAAAGAAUGGAACGUCCAACAAUGCCCCGUUCGGGGGGCUUAGAUUGUGUUUAAUAGGCGACUGUAUGAAGACAACCCGGGCAGGAAGUGAGGUCCGAACAACCUCAUCAUUCUACUUCCACUCCAGGAUAUUCACAGAGUUAGACGCUGGUGGACAUGUACGGUAUUUUUUCGUGGACAAAUCACAUCGUGCAACCGACUCGACCUACAACACCUACAUCAAACGACUGCGGCGUGGCGAGUGGGCGGGUGAGGUCAGCAACUACUUCAGGUCAAUGUACAAAGCGCGAGCAAAUGAGAAUGCGAUUGAGAUCUUCACUUCUCAAGAACAGUGCAACGUAGAGUAUGAGGAGUUGCUACAAACUAAUGCGAACGUCCUGUAUCCGCCCAUACUGGUCAACACGCCAAGCCCCGAGACGAAUGGUUUCGAAAGCGAGGGGUUCAGUGUAGAUGCGAUUAGGCGAUCGCUGACAGCAGACCCCAGACAACCUCGGAGAAUGCCUAUAACCCAGGUAAAAUUUGGCAUAUGAUGAUUGAAUUGUUGCAUGUCUUAGGCACCUAUUCUAGGAACAAUGUAAUAUUUUGUGCAUGGUUUUUCUCCGGUUGGGUACGCUUUCUCAACAUUCAAGCUUGUUAUAUUCGGUACUCGACUGUCGUGCCAAAAAUCACUUAAAGCCCGCCCGAAGUUCGACUAUACCUUUGAAAUGAGUGACAUGGGUAACUCAACAUUUUGCUUCUGCGAUGUCUCUAGACCUUCAAGGGCUGCCGCGUGCGAGUAUACCUGAACGUGCACUCUGGCAGAUUCACCGUUGCUGCUGGCACAUUUGGCACGGUCGUGGAGGUGGGGGAAAACGUUGUAUACGUCCUCUUCGAUGGAGUUUCCAAUAGCCAUGAGCCCGUGACCAUUCCCGUAUACGGGCAGAAGGAGUACUCGCACCUUCGCACCGUUGGGGAGGUGUCUCGCACAGUGAUUCCAUUGAUCCAGGCUCACUUUAUGACUGUGGAUACUGCUAAAGGCCACGAAUUCACCAAUACUAUGAUUGUCCACACCGAUAGUGGUUUCACAAUAGAACAGCUAUACUCGGUGAUAGCCAUGACCACCGACCCAACCCGCGUCAAUGUCCGGGUAAAUGCGAUAGUGCACUUAUCCGCAAACUCUCAGCCGCUCAUUGAAUUCGACCGGAGAUGUGCAGAGAAAGCGCUCAUGUCCUUGUGAGACCCUCGGUCAAGGUAUCAAGAGCAUCUGUAUUGUACGACAACCGGCGACGCUUGUUGAACCAUAAAGCUACAAUCGCAGUAGUUGCAGUGGUUGCUCAUACAGUUGAACCCCACGCAUCGUACAUAAACGUGGGUUAUGCUCCACGUUUGUAGAUGACAGGCUGGUUCAGGUAGCAUUGACGCUCAAAGGUCAGAGAUGGCAGUGGCAACUCAGUUAGCGCCAAUAUAUGGCAUCGCCAACUCGGUGAGAUACAUGUUGACGUAGCAUAUAGGCUCACCAUAUGGGGUCGAGAUAUUUCUGUGAGGUCCUUUGAGAGCACAGAUGUGCUGCACAAGUGUGGGCGGACCUCUUAUCGGGAUGCAGUCCAAGGGCUAACGUUCGACCGAAAUCCGGUUGGCGCAAUACUAUCAUGCGGUAUAUGUGCCUGUUUUAUGCCUUGAGAACUUCAGUGCCUCGGCCGCUAAGGGCUGGUGUUGUGGGUUGGGAAACACUCGCCAAUAGAAAUGGAAUAUAAAGAAAUCUUUCAUCAGCCUGUAUACCGAUGCAGAGGUCACCUCAUUGGCUUCCGAGAAUGUCUGCAAAUCGUUAAGGUACAUAUUACUAGGAUUUUUGUCUUCCUGACCGUGUAAAUAUACCGCUUGCAUAUCUUAUCAGGGCUCGUCGCCAUCUUCGGCUAGCAUCUCCGCUAUCAGCCGUUUCCUCUCGUCUUCCUGCCGAGCUAUGCGGGCUGCCGGACUCUCAAGGUCUCGCUGUGCCUCGGUGAGUCGGAAAGUGGGGCCCGCCUUCGCAUGGAGAGUCGCAUAUACAUAAAGGAUGCAGUAGAAAGAAUGCAUUAGUGCGUGGAAAUAUGCGUAUACAAUAUGACGCAUUCUUGCGCAGUUCAAUACACUUAUGCACGAGGAAGCCUAUGCGCCCGAUUCAGACAUGCGUGGCUCAACCCACAAUGGACUGGCACAGAGCUAACGGAAUCGUGAUGCAACCAAAGUAGUGCACGCGGUAGGGAUAUAUAUUGGUUUACAUUCAAAAGUAGAAUUUGACUGCAGCGGCACGAUAUAAACACUGCAGUUUCUAACUGUACUAUUUUCGAAUCAUCAACGGGCAGGAUAUAGCCGACAUACUGUACAUGCACACAUCACCUGGAUACAUAACACUUAACAGGCCUUUCCCACAAGAACCGAGUAGACUUUGACUGACUGUCAAAUCAAUAUACCUUUGCAUGCGCAAUCUUCAUAUCCUGUGCGUGUCGCAUUCUUGCUAGUACUGAGGCUUCGUAGUCAACUUCAGCCGCCGGCUGUGUGUUGGGGACUGAAUCACGCGUGGCGAGAUAACGUGGAAAUAGCCGUGAGGAAUAUAUAUCGAAUGUUAUUGACUUUUUGGUGAUAAUAGAGGCGCGAGUGAUUAAUGUUGUGAAAAUAAACCAAGGCAGGCCUAUGCGACGACCACAGUACGCAUGUGACCGGCAUGUAGGUGUGGUAAUCAUAACACUAAUCCGA